AUGGGCAUUAGCAAGGAAGAAUUAAAUGUAUUGUUAAAAGAAUGUCAAUUGAAUAAACAUAAUAAUCCUUCCUAUAGUCUGUCAAAGCUACAUGCUAUUAUUGAUGAUCUUAUUGUGCAUGUUGAACGAUCACAUGAAGUUCGAAAAGUAUUUGGUAUUCUUCUCAAAGACAUCAUACAAGAUGAAAUGCAAUCAAUUAGUUCUCAUCAACAAAUUAAUGCUGAUGAUAUUUAUCGUCAAAUGAUACUUUUUUCAUUAGAUCUUCUUUGUCGAUAUUUACUUGUGCUUGAGCAUUUAAUUAGUGAUAAUGAUCAACAACAACAUAUUGGAACUCCAAAUAAUAAAAAACAAAAACGAUCGUUUCAAAUUUGUCAUAUGGAUUGGUAUAUUAAUGAACGUGAUGAAAUACUUUAUUUAUUCACAAAUUUUAUUAAACUUGAUCUUCGUCAAUUUUGGCAUGAAACUGAACGAUUAGAAGAUCAACAAAUUGGAAAUACAAUUGUGGAUGUAUGUUUAACAAUGAUUCGAAAUAAUCAAUUUUCAUCACGAGCAAGAACAGUGAAAGAUUAUUUAUCAUUUAUAUUGGCAUUAACUAUUGGACUGUUUCGUAUUGAAGAAGAUUCAAGUAUGAAAAUAAUUCAAAUGUUACAAAUCCAAGAACAUACAGCAACAAUUUAUUCAGCUGCUAUUAUAUGUCAUGUAAAACACUUUCGAACAGACACUUUAUUAGAAAGAAUUAUCAAUGAUAUGUGUCAUAUAUGUCUAUCGCCUUCGAUUAUUCAAUCAUCUGCAUCAAAUCAUUCAUGUCGUUCAAAUACUUCUCUAUCAAACACUCAAAACGAAACAAAUAGUACUCGUACAAUGGCAAAAUUACUUGAUGAAUUAUCAAUUCAUAUAUCUGAUCAUUUAAUAAAUUAUAUUAAUCGUUUACUUGAUUUAUUCGAUAGUGAUUGUUUACAAAUGCGUAAUUGUUUAUUAAAUGUAUGUGUAAAUAUAAUUCGUUAUUGUUCAUCAUUAUCUCAAUAUAAAGAAUUACGUGGUGAAUUAUUUUUUUUAAUAAUUGAUCAAUAUUUUCUUGAUUGUAAUGUUCAUGUACGAUCACAUGCUAUUGGAUUAUGUAUGAAUUUAGUUGAAUCAAAAUUAAUUCCAAUUAAAUUUUAUUGUCAUUUAACACAAGCAACUUUGGAAAGAAUGAAUGAUACAUCAUGUAUUGUAAGAAAACAUGCUAUACAACUAGCAAUAAAAUUACUUAAAUUUAAUCCAUACACAGAUCGGUUUCUUCCAAUUGGUGUGAUGCUUGAUGAAUAUAAUGCUGAAAUGAAUAAAUUAAUUCGAUUACAAAAAUUAUUAGGACAAACAUUAAAAAUAGAGAAUGUUUCAAAUAAUGUAAAUAAAAUAAAUGAGAGAGAAGAAGAGAAUGAUCUGGAUAAUCAACAUGUUUUAUUUGAACGUAUUGUUGAACAACAACAACGUGUUUGUUCAAUGUAUUUAACUGAUGAAUCAUUACCAUCAUUUGAACAAUAUAAUGCUGAAAUGAGUAUAUUAAUACAAUUACAAAGUAAACUUAAUAAUUGUUUAUCGACAAAUUCUGAUAUUGAAAUAAAUGAUGAUGAAGAACCAAGUGAAAAAGCAACAAGAUUAUUUGAUAAUAUGGUUAAACAAUCAAAACUUGUAUCUUAUUUACAUAAUGCAACUGAUUUUUGUAAUCAUCUUCGAAGAUUUCUUUUUAAAGAUGCUUUUUAUUUACUUAGUUCAAAAGUUACAAGUGAUGUUCUUGAAAUAAUUGAUUUUCUUGUUUUGUGGUCAACAUUUGAAUGUGAAUCAGCUAUAUAUAAAAAACUUGAACAACAUAUGUUUUCAUUAAUUUGGUCAAAUGAUAAGAAUAUUUCAAAUGCUGUUCUUAAUGCAUUUAAAAGAAUAUGUUUAAAAAUUGAUGAAGAUAAUAAAGAUGACAAAAUAUCAUCAAAACAAAUUAUUGAAAAAUUACUUGAUCAAAUCGAUUUAAAUUUAACAUUAACAUUUGAACAUAUACUUAAACAACUUCUUAGUGAAUCUACAUCAAUAACAGCAAAUAUAUUUCAUUUUAUUGAAGUUCUUCUUGAUUAUUAUUUGGAAUUAACAAUACAUAAUUCAAAAAAAAUAUUUAUCUGA
Messenger RNA from Rotaria sordida, 2151 nucleotides. Lineage: Eukaryota; Metazoa; Rotifera; Eurotatoria; Philodinida; Philodinidae. The record is from the annotation of a GenBank genome assembly.